AUGAUUCUCUUAAAAUGGGUUUUCAAUACUUUUACUUUGAUACUCUUAAUCUUAACAUUAAUCGAUUUAUCUUGGCAACAACAAGAUGAAUUUCUUGAUUCUACAGCCAAGCAUUUAUUUUGGUUCGUACAGGUAACGGAUCUUCACAUUUCCCAUUAUGGUCAUGAAACACGAUUGAGUGAUUUUAAACAAUUUAUCAAUGAAAUUAUUAUCAAACUAAUUAAGCCAGCGGUUGUCAUUGCUUCAGGUGAUCUUGUUCAUAAUCUUGAUCGCACGUUUGAUUCUCGUCAAUAUGAAUCGGAAUGGAUUCGUUAUCAACAAGUUUUACUAGAAACAAAUGUUACACAGCAUACAAAAUGGUUAGAUAUUAGAGGAAAUCAUGACGUAUUUAUGGAUGCGGAACCAGAAUCGUCAAAAAGUUUUUAUCGACAAUAUUCUCAACAAGGUCGACUCCAUUCUAGUUCCUAUCAAUAUACGUUGAAAACUUCGGACGGUGAUCAAUACUCGUUUGUCGGAAUUGAUAUGUGUCCAAAGCCCGCACCAGGAAUAGCAAUGAAUUUUUUCGGACAUUUAACUAAAUCUGAAAUGCGUCAUCUUGAACAAUUAACCAAGGAAAUUCAUCAUUCAAAUGUCACAAUUUAUUUUGGACAUUAUCCAUUAUCAUUUACAUAUUCAUCGAAGGUACAAGAAAAAAUUAUGAGGAAUGGUCUUGUGUAUUUGAAUGGUCAUCUGCAUGCUGGUAUUCCUCAUUUGUAUGCUCAUCAUUCAUCGGGCUUACUCGAACUAGAAUUAGCUGAUUGGAAACAACAUCGACGAUUUCGUCUUGUUACAAUCGACAGUGGUCUAUUGGCAUUUCGUGAUUUUCAAUUUAAUAAUCAAAAAUUAAUUUAUGCUGUUAUAACACAUCCAAAAGAAUCACGAUUUAGGACAGUGAGAGAACCAUUAGCAAGAUUGAAACAAAGGACACAUAUUCGAAUUCUAAUAUUUUCUCAUCAUCCAAUUUUAACUGUACAUGUAACGAUUGAUUCAGAUUUUAUUGGUAAUGCUGUGCAAUCAGUAGAUAAUCUACAGUUAUUUGUUUUGAAAUGGAAUCCAACUAAAUAUGAUGAUGACAAAGAUCAUAAAAUGAUUGUACAAAUCAAAGACAUUGAAAAUAACGCUGAAGAAUUGAGAGAAGAAUUUAGUUUAUCAACAAAAAUUCGAAAAUCUCAAUGGUGGAAACGAUCACAAUUAGUGUUAAUUGUACAUCAACCAACAUUUGUAAUUCUCUGUUGUUAUUGUUUACAUAAACGAUUAACGGCUUUGUGUUCGAUUGAUUUAACGUUUUAUUCAUUAGUCGGAUUUACACUGUAUUUUUUUGUUGGUCCAUGGUAUAUUGGUUAUUUAACUGAUGGUUAUCUUGGUGCGGUAUUUAUGUGGGGAUUGGUUAUUAAAGGAAUUUAUAUCAAACCAGAUAUGCCAUUUAUUAUAACUAAAUUGUUUCUAUGUUUAUUUCCAUAUACAUUCGCUAUAUCGUCUUGCGUUUACCACCGCUACCAACAACUCCAGUCACAACAGUCAAAGCUUUCAGUUUCUCAAUCAUUCAGAGCAAAAUGUUGUCGAUUUCCAUAUCGUUAUCUAAUCUUUGGGUGGUCUAUAUCUUUUCUUAUUGGUUGGUCUGUGAUGGUUACACGUGCCUAUCGAUUUGGAUGGUUGCUAUCACCAUUUGGACUGAUGUUAGUUAUCGCAGCGGCUUAUCUGUUUUAUAAAGCACAUGUAUUACAAAUGAAAGAUUUUAGAAGAAUAGGAGAAAAAAACCGGUCAUUGCCGGAACAGUUAGCUUUAUCUGCUUAG
This is a messenger RNA of Didymodactylos carnosus, 1833 nucleotides long. The record is from the annotation of a GenBank genome assembly. Lineage: Eukaryota; Metazoa; Rotifera; Eurotatoria; Philodinida; Philodinidae.